Messenger RNA from Penaeus vannamei (Pacific white shrimp), 3672 nucleotides. NCBI's taxonomy places the organism in Eukaryota, Metazoa, Arthropoda, Malacostraca, Decapoda, Penaeidae. The record is from RefSeq and is a predicted model, not a curated record.
AUGUUCCUUAGGUGGAACCAGUCAGCUGAAUUCCAGUGUUGUGUGCGUCCGGGUGACCCUGUGACGAGACAGGUCAAGGGACAGUUAAUUGAGUCACGGCGGCCCAAGCCAUCCAUCUCUGGCCGCCACACCCAGGGAAAUAUUGCAUGCAAGCACCGUCCCUUCCUGACUCAGCAUGCCUCCACAUCAUCGCCCGGGCCAGAGUUGAUUCACCGUAAGGAAGUACCGUACCUAACCAGAUGUCAUCUAGAAUACAUCAUCGAGAUAUUCAGUCGUGCAUCUACACCCAUCGAGAAACAGCACUUACAAGCAGGGAGAUCUACGGUGACCCAGCUGACGCCCUUCACGAACUACACGUACCGGGUGUCGACGAAGAAUACUGUAACAGGGAAAGUUAGCUCGACAGGUCGUUUUGAGGCGAGGACCAAUCCUACUGGCGACUUCGAUGGAGUCCGUCACUUCUACAGAUAUAAUUAUAAUAUGAAACCCAUCUCGUGCCCGGGAGGCAGAUCCUUCUUGGGCAAAAACACAACAGAUAAUUCCACGAAGAUUUCUGUCUGUCCUUAUUGCAAGAUCAUCCUCGAGGUCCAAGCUGGGAAUGAGGAAGGAAUCAGUGACAUGGAAACAACGGAUUUUGAAACCGAAGCUGCCCGUCCAACGAGUCGGGUAAGAGCCACUCACUGCUCGCCCACCGCCUGCAGCGCCUCCCUCACAGAUGGCUGCGACACUUACAACGGACCCGACAUGGCCAUUGAAUACACCUUUCUCCCUGAGGGCAGUGAACGGCAAAGGUGUCACGAGAAGACGUUCAACGGAAGCCAAACCUCCCGACGAGUUCCCCUUGGAGAGGUGCUCGACCUCGACAGCCUGAAGGAGAACCUGCUUCCAUAUACGACGUACAGGGUGAGGGCUCUCAGCCUCACUUUGAACUGGGACGAGCCGGAGGACUGUCCACCCACGGGAGAGAUAAAGGAAUACGAGAUUUCUUGGAAAAAGAACGGAGGCUCGUAUCAGAGAGUGAAGACUACCAACACGGAAUACGUUAUAGGCAACUUGGAAACCGAUACCAAAUAUGUGGUUACGGUAGGCUCUGAGGUCACCCAUACCCGCCAAGAAAAUACUAACAUAACGCCCCUAUUAGUCUCAGUAAUAUUGGCUAAGUUUGAGGGACUGAUGCCCGGUCGCCAGUAUAACCUCACAGUGAACGUUUGCAACAGGAGAAUGUGCAGUGACAGUGUAUGGACUUUGAACUGGACUGUACCUGAGUCUCCGAGUGUGCAUGGGACUUUAACAUGGAUAAGCAAUCAACCAUCAUCCACUACGGUCUAUUUGCCUUACAUCUUGCGCAAGUCAUCAGUAGAUGUUCAUAAUAAACAAUACGUGAUGGUGAGGGAAGAUGAGGGAGACACGGCCAAGUGGGGGGACGCGGAGUACUUGAUCAGCCUCGCCAAGGGUUGGGACAAACAGCGCGACAUAAGCGACGUGGAGUGGAUCAGCGCAGUUCUCGAGGACGACGAGGUAGCCAGGGCACCGGAUGUCCGAUUUAUCAUUGGAGACAACACGACUCGUCACGGGGUCCAUAACCACCCAAUUGAAAGCGACAAGUGUUAUCUGGUAGCAGUGGUCUCAGUGGCGACAGCUGGUCCUCACGAGCGAUACCAUGUCUCAGAUGCCAAACCACUGUGCAAUGGACCGCGACCAAUCCUCGUGGCUGUGGGUAUCAUUUUUGGUAUUGUUCUGCUGCUGGCUCUGACUGCAGUGGCCCUGCAACUGAGAUAUGGAAAACAAAUCAGCCAAAAAAACAUUAGCGUGGCAGCUGUAGAGAAUAGUAAUGGGCCCAUUGGCAACGCUGAGCCUUCUCGCGGAUUUGAAAUUCCCGCGCAAACCAAACCGUUACUCGUCAGGCAGGAAAGCACAGAAUUCAUGUCGUCUCUGGAACCCAAAGAAGAAUAUACGCAUCGAGAAUCCCACAUUUAUGAGAAUUUAGGCCGAAAAAUCUCCCAGGAGCAUUUAGAGGCUUACCUUGCCAGGGCGAUUAACUCUCAAGAUAUUGACUUCGAGUUUAAGAGCGUUCCUGUCUCCAUGCCCAAAAGUUGUUCAUACGGAGAACGGAUGGAGAACAAGCGGAAGAACAGAUACAGAAACAAUCUUCCAUAUGACGACACUCGCAUCGAACUGCCUAUGUUGCCAGAUCAGCCUUUUUCGGACUAUAUAAACGCCAGUCUUAUCCAGGGUCACGUGGAAGGCACUGACUACAUAGCAACCCAAGGCCCCAAAGAUUACAGGAAUGACACGGUGUCCGAUUUCUGGCGGAUGGUGUGGCACUGUAGGUCGAACAUCAUCAUCAUGGUGGCCAAUCUGGUGGAAAACGGACAAGUGAAAGUGGCACAGUAUUGGCCGGAAAAACAACCAGUUUUCUGUGGCGGUCUGCAGGUCACCCUCGUGGAGGUGGAGGUCAAGGUUGAAUACAUCAUUCGAAGGAUGUUAGUUACGUAUCAGAACGAAGUAAGAAAGGUCACGCAAUACCAGUACAUUGCUUGGCCAGAUCAUGGUGUCCCUCACAAUCCUUUCGGUUUGGCGCUCAUGGUGUCUGCCAUUAGGGAACAAGAGGCUGAAGGUCCGACGAGUCGUCCAUUGCAGCGCCGGCAUCGGACGCACGGGCACGAUUCUCUUCGUCUUCCUCGCCCUCGACCAGAUUCAGACCUCGGUUACUUAGACGGGCUCGAGGUCCUCCUCCAGCUGAGGAACGGGAGGCCAAGGCUCAUCGAGAACACGAUCCAGUACAACUUCGGCCACCGCAUACUCCAAGAAUUCCUCUUCGGGAUCAACACCAGCUUCGCCUGUGGAGAUUUCCCGAAGGAGCUCUCGAGGCUGCGAGAGACAGACACGGAGGACGGGGCUUCGGUGCUGGAGAUGCAGUAUAAGAAGCUCAAGAAUCUCCCAAAGGUAUUAUCCUUCAUCAUGGCUAAGAACCCAGCAUGCGCGAGUCUCAACAGAAACCCUGACAUUUUGCCUGCUGACAAUAGAAUGGUGUUCGUGCAGAGUUUGGGAGGCGGCCUCGAAAACCAGUAUGUGAAUGCAGUGAGACUCAACUCUUUAGACCGCAAGGACGCAUAUAUUGCAGCAGAGUAUCCCCAGCAACAUACCAUGCAGUCUAUAUGGGCCCUUGUGUACGAAAGGAGAAUCCCAGUGUGGGUCCUCAUGCAGACCUUCCCAGAGAAUGAUCAGGAAUACCCGUCGGUCAUCCCAGCACUCGAGAGGCAACAGGUCGGCCAGUUCCUGCUUACUCUUACAGGUCUUCAGUCGUAUCAGAAUUUUGUAGAGUACUACAUAGAAAUUGCCGUUCAAGGAUCACGAAUGGCAUCCCCCCACAUGUGCGUUCUUGGUCGUAAUGAACGGCUGGCCGCACGACCAGGACCUCCCAUCCUCAGUGGAGCCUCUCUUGCGGUGGCUGGAAACGAUGCGGUAAUCCACUUCACACGACCCCCACUUCCCUACGCAGUCUUACUCCCACACACGUGUCGCAUACCACUCCAGCUGUUUGACCAGAUGGACAAGGGCGGGUGCUCGGCAAAAGCUGACGCCAGACAGCCGAGAUGCGGACGGCUAGGAGCAGCACCGAGCAAAAAGGUGGAAAAGGGGCCACGAAAGGACGCCGGCGAGAAGGAGUAA